AUGUCUUCACCUGAUGAUAUUGAUAAUGAAGAAUCUACCUCAACUGAAAUAUCUAAUACUAGUUGCAAGUAUUGUCCACAACAGUGGUUAAGUGGUGAUAUAUCAACUUUCAAGAUGCAUAUUGUGUGUAAUUGUUCUAAAGCUCCAAUAGAAAUAUUAGAAGAAAGUUUUGAACUAAAUCAUGAAGUUUUUAAAGAAAAAGGUAAAAGUGAUAAUACUGAAUCAAAUUCUGAAAAUAUAGUUGGAGAACAGCCAAAUUAUAAUUAUGAUGUAGAUAGUUUGGUUGAUGAGAUUUUUAUUUAA
This is a messenger RNA of Cetraspora pellucida, 303 nucleotides long. Lineage: Eukaryota; Fungi; Glomeromycota; Glomeromycetes; Diversisporales; Gigasporaceae. The record is from the annotation of a GenBank genome assembly.